Molecule: messenger RNA, 2618 nt
Organism: Owenia fusiformis
Lineage: Eukaryota; Metazoa; Annelida; Polychaeta; Sabellida; Oweniidae
Source: the annotation of a GenBank genome assembly
GUUCUAGUAAACAAAACAUGGAGUGCGAAGAUUCAAAAUUCGGUUUCAAAACUGAUAAGAAUGCAUCACCAAAAGAGCUGAUCGGGAUUCUUAUACCCAGUACAGAUGGAGACAGAUACCUUAUGAACAAACUGGACGACAGGGGUUGGUGGUUGCCGCAUUGUAAAUGCAACACUUCACAUACUUUGAAAGUCACUGCAAAUAAUUUUGCAGAAAAGGUUACUGGAGCAACCUGUCAAUUAAAGGGAAUCUUGCGGUUAGAUAAACAAAUGGGAGGCGAUUGCAAUCAAACACAGAUCUUCUUUAUGACUGAACCUGUUGCAUCAGAGACAAUAAAGGAUCUAGAGGCAUUCAGGUGGUUCACAAUAGAAGAACUGAAACUAAUUACAGUCUUGGAUGAGCACAUACUUGGUCCUGAACCUUAUGAACUCGCAGAACAAGCCAAGAAUAAUGAAGUGCAUCCACUGAACAUGUUACAUGAUCAAAUCCCUGAUUUAAUUGACACAAAGCAGGUAGAUUCUUCCCAGAGUUCCAUGCAAGAACUACUGCUACGGGCUGCAAAACUAGGGAAAAAAGAACAAGAAAAGAUAUACAGUCAGUACACAGACGCCUGCUACCCAAGUUCAAUGAUGAAUGAAACUUCCUUCAAUAAAUACAUUGUGAAAAAGGGGUUUAAAGGAGAUAAUGAUAGUCUGAAGUCUGCUUUUAGGGCAUUUGAUCGCCAUGAUCGUAAACUACUCAGUUUCCAUGACAUUUUACAAGGUUUGGGUUGUAUGGAACCUGCAACUCAACAUGGAGGAACCCCAGCUGAAAUAAGAUGUAGAUAUAUUUUCCGUUACUAUGACAACAAUAAAGAUGGCAUCCUGCAAUUUACAGAAUUCAAACAAUUGGUUAGAGAUAUUAGAAGGCUGAAAAACCUUCCCAUUGAUGAGGAAUCAGUUGAUAAAGAUGCCGUUGCAAGUGCCAAAGUGUUUGCUGUUGAAGCAAAAGAUAACCUUCCCCUGGCAGACUUCCUUGCUGCAGUGGGCCAGUUAAAGUUUAGGGGAACAUCUCUACUCUUCAGACUACCUCAUUCUUGUGUCAGAUCUGACCAUGUAUCUUCUAAGAAACCAGCUUCACCUCAGAAUGGCUCUCCCAAUUCUUCUCCCAAUAGCUCACCCACAAGUUCACCCCCUCAUAGACCUGCUAAACGAUUCAAGACAUCCCCCUUGGACAUUGACAUCUCACAGUUCAAUACAACAGAGGAUGCCUUUGAGGACUUUAUCUUCAAGUCACCAGAGCCUUCCCCCUCCCCCUCUGCAUCCUCACAUCGGAUAUCAUUUGAAAAAUAUGAGCUAGCAACACAUACGGUGAAAGUCAGGCGAACAGGCACAUUGUCUGAUGUCAUGGCAAUAUGGGACCUCCAAGGUACAGCUGCUGUAAGUGCUGGAGGAGUAGGUCCUCUAGAUCUGGAGGGAGAUAAGACAAGGUUUCAGCGAAUGCCCUCAGUCGACUCCUUUAAUCAGCGGUCCCAUCCCAAUGAGAUGUUGACAGGGCUGCGAUACUUUGAAAGACCUAUCAAAGGGGCCAAUGGUACAUUAACAAAGGAGCCAUUUGACUGGGGCCAGGUUGAUAAAGCAGCAUUAGCCAAAUGUCUGCUUGCUCUAUGUAGGGAGGUUAAAGAGAUCCUUUCAUCGGAAUCUAGGCUUUUAAGACUAAAGUCUCCUACUUAUAUUCUAGGUGACAUCCAUGGGAACUAUAGAGAUCUUGUAUGCUUUGAGAAGUCUCUUUGGCGUAUGGGUCCCCUCAUUACUCCAGCCAAUUUCCUCUUUCUGGGUGACUAUGUAGACCGAGGAGAGAGUGGUAUAGAGGUUGUUGCCUAUUUGUUUGCUCAGAAGAUUCUUGCCCCGAAAAAGUUUUUCCUCCUCAGGGGUAACCAUGAACUAAGAGCCGUCCAAAAGAUGUUUUCAUUUGAAACUGAAUGUCUCGAGAAGUUUGGAGACAACAUAGGAUCUCAGAUAUGGGAAGCUAUAAAUGAUUGCUUCGAUGUCAUGCCACUAGCCGCUACUGUAGAUUAUAAGAUAUUCUGUGUUCAUGGUGGUAUUCCCUCCAUACAUGAGCUAGGGGGCAAAAUAGAGGCAAUAAAUAAAAUACCUGUACCCUUAAAAGACCCAGAAGAAGAGUCACAAUUAGCCUGGGAGAUUAUGUGGAGCGACCCUGUAGGUUCCGACUUAAUGACAAAAGAAGUCGCAGCAGAUUUGGAGGAAAAUGAAGGUUUUAUUCACAACACACGUCGUGGGACUGCAUAUUUCUUUAGUACAGCUGCUCUUAUGUCAUUCUUGGAGCGCAACAAUUUGUCUCAUGUUAUACGUGCCCAUGAGGUCCAGCAAGUAGGAUUUCAGGUCCAACAGAGAGGUAAACUAUUGACAGUGUUUUCAUCAUCCCAUUACUGUGGUGGCUCCAACGAGGCUGCCUGUGUAUUAGCUGACCAGCAUAAACUACGCAUGAUACGACUGGAUACUUCUUGAUACAAAUAUACAAGUGUCCAGCAUUAUAUUGUUAAUAUCUAUAGAGAACUACAUAGACAAGGAUGUACCCAGUCAUGAGAAAGUCGAGGAAUUGCCUCUGGACGUUUUACC